Messenger RNA from Protopolystoma xenopodis, 360 nucleotides. NCBI's taxonomy places the organism in Eukaryota, Metazoa, Platyhelminthes, Monogenea, Polystomatidea, Polystomatidae. The record is from the annotation of a GenBank genome assembly.
AUGCGUACUUUCAAAUUCUCCAUUAUCAACAUCAUUAUCAUCAGCAGUGCCAAAGAUCUUGGAAACCGGGUCGUGAACAUUAGUCUCCGGGGUCCCAGCGUCCGGCUACUUUUUCAUCCGCCUCAUUCGACCACUUCCAUUUCGAGCAUAACCUUCCCACUGUUCUUACACACCAUCCCUCUCCUCAACCAGUUCCAUUCACGAGCGUCCGCUUCAUUCUCUUCUGCCGGAGAAGAUGAGUUGGUAGAUUCCAUUGUCGGGUGUGAUUUCUUAGUCCGUCCAAAUCAGGCAAUUCGUGUACCGGCAGCCAGAACAAAGCCUGCCUCCAGUCCCAGCGGUAGCAUUCAAGAGAACCUGUAG